Molecule: messenger RNA, 1042 nt
Organism: Diaporthe batatas
Lineage: Eukaryota; Fungi; Ascomycota; Sordariomycetes; Diaporthales; Diaporthaceae
Product: methylthioribulose 1-phosphate dehydratase MDE1
Exons: 3
Coding region: 163-942 (259 amino acids)
Cellular component (GO): cytoplasm
Molecular function (GO): metal ion binding; methylthioribulose 1-phosphate dehydratase activity
Source: RefSeq, a predicted model, not a curated record
CAAAAAGCCUGACGUGCUCGCCGCCCCGGCUCCGAACCCAAAACUUCCCAGCCCAACGCUCAGACGUGCUGGUUGCCUGACCACAGCCUGUCGUUCACCACAGGACGCUGCUCGCCCACCUGCCCAAUCCCACCAGCUUCAGAACCGUGCAAGCUCCCAGCCAUGAGCACCAACGACGACCGCCUCGUCCAGUCGGGCGACCCCGAACACCCCGCAAACCUCAUCCCCUCCCUCUGUGCCAAGUUCUGGACGCUGGGCUGGGUCACGGGCACCGGGGGUGGAGCAUCGAUCCGCGACGAUGAGCAUGUCUACAUCGCGCCCUCGGGCGUCCAGAAGGAGCUGAUGAAGGCGGAGGACCUGUACGUGCUGUCCCUGCCCGAGACGCUGAAACGGCACAAUGGCGACGGGCCGAUCCGGCCCUCGUCGCGCGUCUACGUGCGCUCGCCCUCCCGCUUCAAGCCCUCGCAGUGCACGCCGCUGUUCCUGUCCGCCUUCACGCGGCGGGGCGCCCGCUGCUGCAUCCACACACACUCGGCCCACGCCGUGCUGGUCACCCUCAUCCUCGAGCAGGCCGGCGAGAGCGAGUUCCGCAUCAACAACAUCGAGCAGAUCAAGGGCUUCGCGCGGGGCUACCCCCACGCCGAGCUCGGCAACCUGGGCUACCACGACACCCUCCGCAUCCCUGUCAUCGAGAACACGGCCCACGAGGAGGACCUGACUGAGUUCCUGGAGGAGGCCAUGGACAACUACCCGGACGCGUAUGCCGUGCUGGUCAGGAGGCAUGGGGUCUACGUCUGGGGCAACAGCGUGGAGCAGGCCAAGGGGCAGUGUGAGAGCUUGGAUUACCUGUUCCAGAUUGCCGUUGAGAUGAAGAAGCUGGGCAUACCGUGGGAAUCGGACAUCAAGCCGACCGUGCCCAAGAACUCUCUCAGAGGGCAGUGAGUCAAGCGGCUGACCAAGAGGCGGCGGGGGUCACGAACACGCACAAAAUCACAAGGCGGCGGCAAACGACAUCAAAUCCAGGAGCAAGCGAGCUCAGUAG